AUGUGGAACGUUUUGACGGUUUCGACUCUUCUUCUCGCAACCGGCUCGGUCGCUGCGCCUUCCGAAAGGCUCGUAGCACGAGCCGAUACCCUUGUGGGCUGCUAUAGCAGCUCCCUAGGAAUGACCAACAAAACCUCUGCUGAAUUUCAGAGUUCGGGAUGGUGCUUAGAUAGAUGCAUGGAUUAUGGCGCAGCUACUUUUGCUUUAACCGGUGGCUCAUACUGUCUGUGUGGUGACGAAUUGCCUCCGUCGUCGGACAAGGUCGCUUCGAGCAACUGUGAUACACCAUGUCCGGGUUGGCCGCAGGAUGAUUGUGGUGCGGACGACUACUAUUCGGUGUACACGACAGGCUUAGCGAGCAACGUGGAGAGUUACUCAGCCUCAACGACUAGCAGCAGCAGCAGCAACAGCGACAGCGACAGCGACAGUAACAGCAACAGCAAUUCGACUGCCUCUGAGACCACCCGCGCAGGUGGGAGUGCAACGACCAACUCCGCCGGACAAACCGUUUACGUGACGGAUACCAGCAAUAACGAUGCCGCCGCUGCCGCCGCGUCAGCACAGGCUGCGAAGCAACAAGACGAGCAGAAGCAGAGCAAAACUCACAAUACCGCGGCCAUUGCUGCCGGCGUCGUGGUUGGUGUGGUUGGUGUAGCUGCUCUGGCUGGAGCUGCCUUCUUCUUUUUCCGAUCCCGGAAGCAAAAGGCUCAGGGAUACCGUGGUGGUCGUGAUUCGGGACCGCCGUCCAUGUCGGAUUCGCGGUUCGACGGCCAGUACAUGGCACAGCGCCGGCAAAGCAAUGGCAGUAUUGACGAUGAUCAAGAUUUCUCUCGUCGAAUCCUGCAAGUGACCAAUCCUGAUCGCUAA
Messenger RNA from Penicillium pulvis, 867 nucleotides. RefSeq lists its product as uncharacterized. The record is from RefSeq and is a predicted model, not a curated record. The coding region runs from base 1 to 867 and encodes 288 amino acids. Gene Ontology annotation, cellular component: plasma membrane. The transcript is spliced from 2 exons. Lineage: Eukaryota; Fungi; Ascomycota; Eurotiomycetes; Eurotiales; Aspergillaceae.